Marmota monax (woodchuck) is the source of this 1399-nucleotide messenger RNA. It is a transcript of the gene C1qtnf12, whose product is annotated as C1q and TNF related 12. Gene Ontology annotation, biological process: negative regulation of gluconeogenesis; positive regulation of D-glucose import across plasma membrane; positive regulation of insulin receptor signaling pathway. NCBI's taxonomy places the organism in Eukaryota, Metazoa, Chordata, Mammalia, Rodentia, Sciuridae. The transcript is spliced from 8 exons. Bases 278 to 1321 code for a protein of 347 amino acids. Gene Ontology annotation, molecular function: hormone activity. The record is from RefSeq and is a predicted model, not a curated record.
CAACGUGAGCCCUCCCCUUGGAGCCCAGAGGCCCAGAGGCUGGGGGAGAGGAGCGCGUCCGGGAGGACACUGCGCGAGGCGAGGCGAGUUGGCGCUGGCCUCAAGGGGACACGCUGCUGUUGCGCCCCAGCUCUUGGGCGCCCCGCAGACAUGCACCGGCGGCGGCCGGGCGCGCCCCUGGGCCUCGCCCCCGCGCGGGGACUCUGAGUGCCGCCGCCCCCGUGAGAGCACCUGGCGGCUGGGGAUCGCAGCACUGAGCUGCCGCCCACAUCCAGCCAUGCGGCGCUGGGCCUGGGCGGCAGUCCUGGCCCUCCUCUGGCCACAGCUCGCGUUGCUCUGGGGAGUCGGGGCAUGGCGGGAGCCCAAGAGGCUGCGGCAGCCCGGCCAGCGCACAGAGGCCCCCAACGCCACGGCUUCCGACAGCGAAGGUCUGCCUGGCUCUCCCAAGCCGCUGGAGCCCUCAGGGCCUGAGUUCUCAGAUGCUCACAUGACGUGGUUGAACUUUGUCCGACGGCCAGAAGAUGGUUCCUCCAAGAAACGCUGUCGCUGUCAAGGCCAAGACAAGAAGUUGCGAGGCCUCUUGGGUCCCCCGGGGCCCCCUGGGCCUCCAGGACCCCCAGGGCCCCCCGGUGUGGAAGUCGCCCCAGCAACCCUGCUUCAGGAGUUCAAGGACAUGCUGAAGGAGGCCACAGAACGGCGGUUCUCAGCAUGGCCAGACCCGCCACUGUCCCGUGGGGCUGGCCCAUGGCUGACGGUUGAGGCCUUUCACUGCCGGCUGAAGGGCCCCGUGCUGGUAGACAAGAAGACACUGGUGGAGCUGCAGGGUUUCCAGGCUCCCACUGCCCAGGGUGCUUUCCUGCGGGGGUCUGGCCUGAGCUUGGCCUCAGGCCGAUUCACAGCCCCAGUCUCUGCCAUCUUCCAGUUUUCCGCCAGCCUGCACGUGGACCAUAGUGAGCUGCAGGGCAGGGCCCGGCUGCGGGCCCGGGACACUGUGCGUGUCCUCAUCUGCAUCGAGUCCCUGUGUCACCGCCACACGUCCCUGGAGGCCAUCUCAGGCCUGGAGAGCAACAGCAGGGUCUUCACGGCACAGUUGCAGGGGCUGCUGCAGCUGCAGGUGCUCUUCCUGUGUCCGGGAGGCUGUGGGACCAGGAUACCCACAGGCAGUGAUGCCCACCGUGGUGCCUGCAGGCUGGGCAGUAUGCCUCCGUGUUUGUGGACAACGGCUCCGGGGUGGUCCUCACCAUCCAGAGUGGCUCCAGCUUCUCUGGGCUGCUUCUGGGUACCUGAGGGUGCAGAGGGAGCACCCUGUCAGGACCUGUGAUUCCCCUCUGAGGAAGGAGGCGAGAAGACCCCCAGUGGAUUCCUGUGGUCACAGCAAUAAAAGCCCCAGUACUCUGUU